Molecule: messenger RNA, 3887 nt
Organism: Sclerotinia trifoliorum
Lineage: Eukaryota; Fungi; Ascomycota; Leotiomycetes; Helotiales; Sclerotiniaceae
Source: the annotation of a GenBank genome assembly
AGCCUGCUUCAUUCAUUCAUUCAUUCAUACUGAAAUCACGAAUUCUCUCCAAGGGCAAAUGAGAAAAGAAGCUUACAUAUAGCAACAGUAUUCACCUUUUUCUUAAUUUAUCCAAAUAUCUCACCAAGAAUACUUACUUAGCCGUAGAUAAUUACUUUGCACGGUUACUACUUUUACAGUAUCCUGUUUCUUCUAGUUUAUAUUGUGGAUAGUUCCCUUCCACUACCUAUAUUAUCCUUUACAUCAUCUUCCAACACAACCAUCGUCCAGAUUACAACCCACCACAACUUGAACUCCAACCUCGACCUUAAUAACUCCUCGGAUUUGGAGUGCUUUUUGAAUCACAAUCUGUGAUUUAUCACAAAGGUGCUGAUCUGGCAGCCGAAAUCAUACAACGAAAGCUUGUCCCGACUCUCCUUCAAGUAACUGGUUUAAUUCCACUGAUUCCUGACCCAUUUCGAAUUUAUUUCAAAACAACACAAUCUUAUCUUUUCAUCGCGUUCAUUGAAAAAUAGUCAAGAUGACGGUAGCUACCAGGACGGUUGUUAUGCCUCCAGUCCCAAAUCGGGAGGACUUGGAUGCGACGUUCGUACUUGAUCUUUCCAUCUCCCCUUGCCCCCUCGAUCUUAUCGUAUCCAACAUACUAACUAUGAAUUUCUGCGAUUUAGAUGGAAAUACCUCGAGGCUGGAGUAUCAAAAGUCAUGCUACAAUUGGCAGAUGGUGUUGAUAUGACUACUGUAGGUGCCCGAUUCCCAACUUCCUCCGUUCAUGGUGCGCAUUUACUGACUUUUUCUCUAUAGUAUAUGGGAGUAUACACGUAAGCACUCCGAUAUGCAAACUCUGACAGCAUCAUCUAACCCCUGCAAUAGAGCCGUUCACAAUUUCUGUACAUCACAAAAGGCAGUCAGCAAUACUGGUCCAGGAGUUAUUGGGGGCGCGCAUCGUGGAGGUGAAGCAUGCACAAUUCCAAAUAUAAGACUGCCAUAUACUCAUACAUCUAUAGCACAUCUUCUCGGCGAGGACUUAUAUAAAAAUCUCAUCUCCUAUCUAACACAAUAUCUCAAGGAACUCGUUCUCGCCUCUAAAACACACGUCGAUGAAGCUCUCCUGAGUUUCUACAUUCGAGAAUGGGACCGAUACACGACAGCAGCAAAAUACAUCAAUCAUUUGUUUCGAUACCUCAAUCGCCAUUGGGUCAAGCGGGAAAUGGAUGAGGGAAAGAAAAAUAUCUACGAUGUUUACACUCUACAUCUUGUUCAAUGGAGACAAACUUUAUUCCAAUCUGUUCAUGAAAAGGUUAUGGAUGCUGUUCUCAAAAUGGUCGAGAGGCAAAGAAAUGGCGAGACUAUCGAGCAUAAUCAAAUCAAGGCCAUCGUCGACUCAUUUGUGUCACUUGGGUUAGAUGAGGCAGAUCCUACUAAAUCGACCCUCGACGUUUACCGAUUCCACUUCGAGAAGCCAUUCUUGGCAGCCACCGAGGCAUUCUACAGAGCCGAAUCGAAACAAUUUGUUGCGGAAAACAGCAUAGUGGAAUAUAUGAAGAAAGCCGAAAUUCGAUUGGACGAAGAGGAAGAGCGCGUUAGAAUGUAUCUUCACCAGGAUAUCAUCAUCCCAUUGAAGAAGGCCUGCAACACUGCUCUCAUUGCAGACCACUCCGUAAUUCUUCGAGAUGAGUUCCAGGUGCUUUUGGACAACGACCGAUACGAAGAUAUGGCACGUAUGUAUAAUUUGUUGGCAAGAAUUCCUGAUGGUCUUGAGCCCCUCCGUACCAGAUUCGAGGCCCACGUGCGCAAAGCCGGUCUUGCAGCAGUUUCGAAAGUCGCUAGUGAGGGUGACAAACUCGAACCUAAGGUUUACGUCGACGCUCUUCUUGAAAUCCACACACAAUAUCAAGGUCUUGUUAAGCAAGCAUUCAAGGAUGAGCCGGAAUUUACUCGAUCUCUUGAUAACGCUUGCAAGGAGUUUGUCAACCGCAAUGAAAUCUGCAAAUCUGGAUCCAAUAAGUCACCUGAAUUGCUUGCCAAAUACGCUGAUUCGUUGCUAAAGAAGAGUGCCAGCGGAGCUGAGGAGAGUGAUAUUGAAAACUCCCUUACACAAAUUAUGACAGUCUUCAAGUAUAUUGAGGAUAAGGAUGUAUUCCAGAAGUUCUACUCUCGUAUGCUUGCUCGAAGACUGGUCCAUACUAGCUCUUCAUCGGAUGAUGCCGAGACAAGUAUGAUCAGCAAAUUGAAGGAGGCAUGUGGAUUCGAAUAUACCAACAAACUUCAACGUAUGUUCCAGGAUAUUCAAAUUUCAAAGGAUUUGAAUAGUGGCUUCAAGGAAUUUGAAUCAGGAAUUUUCACUGGAGGCGAAGAUAAGCCAAUCGAUGCCAGCUACUCAAUCUUGGGUACGGGUAUGUGGCCUUUGAAUCCACCGAACACAGACUUCACUCCACCAAUGGAAAUUUCUAAAGCCUAUGAGCGUUUCCAAAACUUCUAUAACCAGAAGCACAGUGGUAGAAAACUCACGUGGCUUUGGCAGUUGUGUAAGGGUGAGAUUAAAGCAAACUAUUGCAAAAACCAAAAGACUCCAUAUACUUUUCAGGUUUCGACUUACCAAAUGGCAAUCCUUUUAUUGUUUAACGAGAGCGAUAAGAAUAGUUACGAGGAUCUCGCCAAGGCAACACAACUACAGGCUGAUGUCCUUGAUCCCAUACUCGGUAUCUUCCUGAAAUCCAAAGUCCUUACUAUGACUCCGGCAGAUGAUAAGCCAGGACCAGGUAAAACCUUCCACUUGAAUUAUGACUUCAAGAGUAAGAAGAUUCGUGUCAAUUUGAACAUUGGUAUCAAGUCGGAGCAGAAGCAGGAGGUUGAUGACACCCAUAAGACUAUUGAGGAGGAUAGAAAGUUGCUGAUGCAGGUAUGUAAUUUCAUUCAUGUAUUACGAUUGAACUCCCACUAACUUACUUUUUAGUCCGCUAUUGUGCGUAUCAUGAAGGCACGAAAGAGGAUGAAGCACAGCCAACUUGUUGGAGAAACGAUCAACCAGAUCCGCUCCCGAUUUACACCUAAGAUUCCAGAUAUCAAGAAGUGUAUUGAUAUCUUAUUGGAGAAGGAAUAUCUCGAACGACUUGAUGAAGAUGAGCUCGGAUAUCUUGCAUGAUUCAUGAAUUUUUCUUUAACCAUACAUCUCUUUUCUUAGAGAUUCAUGAUGAAUGACAUUUUAUGAAUUGACGGCUCAUUGAAGUUGAUUAUAAAAGUUAGUAGCCCUCACACGACAUUGGCAGAAUUUGGUAUUAGUUUCCUGCUAGUUAUCUUUUGAUCACAAUCAAUGGAUGAGAGGCAAUAAUCAGGCGUAUUUAUGCAUUUUUCAUCGUUUUUGUUCAUCUCCUUUCUGGUGCCAGUCUUGACAAAUUUCAUCGGGCAUAUUUGGGAAGGAAGGGGGAGUUGAGAGAAAGCUACUGGUUGCUUGUUGUGAAACACAUUUUUGUGUUCUACACUUGAGUUUUUCCUGUCUUUUAUUUUUUAUUUAUUUUUUUCCUUUUUUUGAUACCGCGGAUACCUAACUCAUAACUUUGCACAUCACAUUGGGGAAAUUUAGUUCUAUGGUUCAGAACGAAAAUACUUAAUAUGGAUUGUGCAGUGGGUAGGACUCUAGGAUGGAAGGUAUGGAGGGAUGGAGGCCAGACUGAGGAAUGAAUGGUCUGAGGGUUGAGAGGUGUUGUGAUGUUUAGGAUGAAGAGGGGUGGAUGAUUGGGAGGAUGGAUGAGCAUUCGGAAGCGAAAUAAAUAGAUGUGUUAAUGAAUAGGUGAAAGUUUUAGCAGGACAUCUCGUAGACCUGCUUAGGUAAACCUUCCUAGGUUGGGUUGUAAAACGAGAAAAGCGUAUUUAUAUAAUAAAAUUAAAUA